Messenger RNA from Monopterus albus (swamp eel), 8674 nucleotides. RefSeq names its product transcription factor SOX-6-like. The record is from RefSeq and is a predicted model, not a curated record. Gene Ontology annotation, molecular function: DNA-binding transcription factor activity, RNA polymerase II-specific; RNA polymerase II cis-regulatory region sequence-specific DNA binding. Gene Ontology annotation, biological process: cell fate commitment; regulation of transcription by RNA polymerase II; central nervous system development. Gene Ontology annotation, cellular component: nucleus. The transcript is spliced from 16 exons. NCBI's taxonomy places the organism in Eukaryota, Metazoa, Chordata, Actinopteri, Synbranchiformes, Synbranchidae. Bases 398 to 2725 code for a protein of 775 amino acids.
ACUUAACCUCCGCAUAGUGCCGGAAAGGAAAUAACUUAAAAUACUUUUUUAAAAUCCCCCGAACUACAGCUCACUGGACUCGGUGUCACUUCUGACAACGACGGCGAAGUGUUUUUUUACUUUCUGAUCGUCGGCGGAGCGCAAACAGAGGAGUUACCAAAGUCCCAGACACGCUCCAGCGAUGGUGACUUUACGCACGGGAUUUGAAGGCGUUUUGAACUGACUUCUCUUGACUGGUCUCAGAGCUGAAACUCUGCUAUCAUCACAUCGAACAGGUUGCAAGUUUGCAAGAAACACACGGCGAGGUGCCGAAUACGUGGAUCCAGGUGAGGUUCAUGAAUUUUAAAAUCAUCCACAAGUGAGAAGAGGGUGUUGGAGUUGAAGUUUCUUGUUUCUAAUGAUGUCUUCCAUGCAAGCAACGCCUCCCUUUCGCCCACCGCCUGAGGAUGAGGAAAUGAUAGGUCAGGACAGUGCAACCUGGGCUAACAAUGAGCGAGAGGGCCUGAAGGAGACGCUGUCACCUUCUUCCCAUGACCAAACCCACCCUGAUGAGCUGCAGCCAAUCAGAGAGAAGCGGACUGAUGCUGACUGGGAGAAUGUUGGGCCUGCUGCAAUGGACAAUGAAGGCAGUAAAGGCUGCUCAGUGUACUCCUUCUGGACUAACUCUACCUCUCCACCCAAGCCAGAGGAGUGUUUCAGGGAGCGUGGGGAGCCUGUUAUGGGCCUCGCCCUUGGAACGCCGGAGCGCCGCAAAGGCAGCCUGGCAGACGUGGUGGACACACUGAAACAGAAGAAACUUGUGGAGCUGACUAAGACAGAACAAGACGAACCAUCUUGCAUGGAGAGGCUCCUGUCCAAGGACUGGAAGGAGCGUGUUGACUGCCUGAAUGCCAACGAACUGCUGGGGGAGGUCAAAGGUACACCAGAGUCUCUGGAGGAGAAGGAGCGCCAGCUUUCUACCAUGAUUGGUCAACUGAUCAGUCUGAGGGAGCAGCUCCUUGCUGCUCACGAUGAGCAGAAAAAGAUGGCCGCCUCACAGCUGGAGAAGCAGAGACAACAGAUGGAGCUGGCCAGGCAGCAGCAGGAGCAGAUUGCCAGACAACAGCAGCAGCUCCUGCAGCAGCAGCACAAGAUCAACAUUCUCCAACAACAGAUCCAGGUCCAGGGUCACAUGCCUCCUCUGAUGAUCCCAGUGUUUCCUCAUGACCAGCGGUCUCUGGCAGCUGCUGCUGCUGCUCAGCAAGGCUUUCUCUUCCCACCAGGCAUGUCCUACAAGCCAGGUGAGAAUUACCCCAUGCAGUUCAUUCCAUCUACAAUGGCAGCUGCAGCAGCAUCUGGACUCAGCCCAUUACAACUUCAGCAGCUGUACGCCGCCCAGCUGGCAAGCAUGCAGAUUUCACCAGGAGCCAAGAUGGCUCCCCUCCCACAUGCUCCCAACUCCUCCGGUCCCCUUUCCCCCUCCGCCCUAAAGAGUGAGAAGCGAGCAUCCAGUCCGGUCGCUCAGAUUAAGGAGGAAGGAUCCCAACAACCAUUGAACCUCUCAGCCAGACCCAAGACAGCCGAGCCUCUUCGUUCGCCGACGUCCCCGACGCAGAAUCUGUUCCCCGGAAACAAGACCAGCCCUACAGGCAUGGGCAAGGGCCGCAUCCCCAGCCCCAUCCCCAGCAUGGGCAGAAACACCUCUCUGGACAUCCUGUCAAGCCUCAACUCCACAGCACUGUUUGGGGACCAGGAUGCAGUGAUGAAGGCCAUCCAAGAGGCCAGGAGCAUGAGAGAGCAGAUCCAGAGGGAGCAGCUCCACCAGCAGCAGCAGCAGUCGGGACAUCAGAGUCUGGAGGCCAAACUGUCUGCCCUCAGCAGUAUGAGCCUCAACAACGGCAACAAGGAGCGGCUGCACUAUGAGACACUGAGCCAGCACCUGGGGAAGCUCGGCGAGGAUGCUGGGAAGAUGGUCCAUCGAGUCAUCGACCUGACGAGACCAGAAGAUCUGGAUGGGAGUAAUAUCACAGAGGCACGAGUGUUCAGGGAGGCGCGGGGCAGGAACAGCAGCGAGCCCCACAUCAAGAGGCCCAUGAACGCCUUCAUGGUGUGGGCCAAAGACGAGAGGAGGAAGAUCCUGCAGACCUUCCCCGACAUGCACAACUCCAACAUCAGCAAGAUCCUUGGUUCUCGCUGGAAAGCCAUGACCAACCAGGAGAAGCAGCCGUACUACGAGGAGCAGGCCCGUUUAAGCAAGAUCCAUUUGGAGAAAUAUCCCAACUACAAAUACAAGCCGCGGCCCAAGAGAACCUGCAUCAUCGACGGCAAGAAGCUGCGCAUUGGAGAAUACAAGCAGAUGAUGCGGUCACGACGUCAGGAGAUGAGACAGUUCUUUGUGGGGCCUCAGCAACUGAUUCCUCUCGGCAACAGCCCAGGCGGUGUAGGAGUUUACCCAGGCACCAUAACCAUGGCAACGACAGCCACAUCAUCCCCACACCUGACCUCAGACUGCUCCAGCAACUCAGCCAGCCCUGAACCUGCCAUCCCGGUCAUUCAGAGCACAUACGGGGUGAAGAACGAGCCCGGCGGCGGAGGCAGCAACGGUGGUGGGGUGGCAGCCUUGGAUCUGCCCAGUGACCCCACCAAUGGAGACGACGACAUGGACAUGUACGAGGACUUUGAAGAUGAGCCCAAGUCAGACUAUAGCAGCGACCACGAGACACGGGAGGCCGUCAGUGCCAACUGAGCGCGCUCAGGGUGUCACUUGUUUAAAAAAAAAAAAAAAACUCCUGUUACACUCAGAGAUACCUUUUGAAAACAAUUUAUUAGAGACCUUCAGGCAAACUUUCAGGACAUGUUGCGUCAUGCACUGAGCAUGCCCAGACGAGAUUUAAACUCAGCUGACAGUCGGGGGAACUCUUGGACAGCAUUUCGAUGGAUGCGUUUGAAGAAGAGGGAUUCUGGGAAAAAUGUGACUCAAGAACACAACCUGAGCAGAGAUUCAGACAUCCAACUGACAGCGAACUUCAGUUUCCUACACUUUGACAAUCUUAACAGGAGCGAAUAAGAGUUAGACGAGAGACAGAGAACAAAGAACAAGUGAGCAGCAAACACGUGGCUGUGUGGUUUGUAACGAGCAUGCAUGGAGUUUGAAACAUCAGGAAUUGGUCUUCAACAGCUACUUGGUCUUAAAUGUUUAAGGAGUGAUUUAGUUUUGAUCAGUAUGUAUUUACUUUUUGUGUUUUUUUUUUGUUGUUUUUGUUUGUUUGUUCUAUAGACUUUUUCUGACAGGUCACUGCCUGUACAAACUCUGGACUGUCAGAACUUGAAAUUUAAAAAGUUUUAAUAUAAAUCUAGCUCUUGUAAUCUUAUAGUCUUACUUUCGUUUCUUACGAAUACACAGUGCAUCUACAUCUUUUUUCUGACAAACUGCUUACAAUUACAUUAUUGUUAGAUUUUUUUUUUUUUUAAUAUCCAGCUCAGGUAUGAUGUGCCAGCUUGUGAAUGUGUUUCUUUUGUUUGUUUGUUUGUUUUCAUACAAAACGAGUAGGACUUCUCAGACUGUCAUUGAAAUAAAGGGAGCAAAAUCCCUUAUAUCACAUUAUUUUUAUUAUUAUUAUUAGUGAGUAUUAUAACUAAGUACCCAGAUAUUGUACAGAUUUACUUCAACUGUGCCAAACCUACAUUCACAUUCACUUGGGAUGUUGUAGUCUUAACUUCCAAUGCUGCAAAAAAGGAAAAAAAAGUCUUAUACGAGCAUUUUUUGCUAUCUGAUGAGUUUCUUCUCUGUAACUGCUGGCUCCCCUCCUCGCCCAAUCACAGGCAGAGCUCAGGGAGGACGUGUUUUCGUCGCACUUGCUUAGUCGCUCUCACACACACGCACUCUGGCAGCCUCCCCUACUCAGAGUCAGAAGAGCAGCAUUGAAGGCAUCGUUUCAUUCUUCAAUUCCAUUGCAUCGGUGCUUUCAUAAACCACAUUGCCCAUAGUUUCCUGUGGCCAAACACUUUUGUGCAGUAAGUGCAGCGAAGUAUGGCGUACUAACCAUUUGGUACUGUACAUUUAUAUUCAGUCAGGCUAAAGGUAUAGACAUUUUUAGCUUAAUUUCUGGUCAGACACAAAGAAUCCAAUCUUAAACCCUAAGCUUUGUUCUUUCAGUGUCACAGGAAAUGGGAAGGAGCAGCCCCAGGAAGACCCUACUGUAGGAUAAGGGUUUCUUAUAUUCUGAAUCCCUUCACUGUAUUUUAAAUUGGUACAAAUAAUGUACAAAGUUUUACUAUUUUUAUUAGCUUAAUAUUUUUAAAGGUCUUCUCUGCAUCAUGUGGGAAAGACACACCAAACAUGUUAAAACAAAUUUAUAUAGCUGCAAAAAAAGGUCUGUUAUUUCAAAAAGGGUACCUUUUUCUACAUUGCAUGUAUAUUUUUAAGACGACUAAAUUAUUAGGAGACGAAUGGAGGAAAAAAGGAUGCAAGCGGCUUCUCAGUCGCGCUCGUUCCAGUAAGAGCACACCAGUGUUUCCACAGGCUGAAGCAAGAUGAUCCCCUUUGUAUCUUGCUGCAGCACAGUGGACAGCACGGUACUGGGAGGGCGUUCUUUUUGAUCUCUAUUUUACUCUAAUCUCACACAUCUUUUUUUUUUCUGUCUUUUUGAUGCACUCUGCAAUUUAAAUAUGUUUCCAUUUACAACACCUGUGACCUCGGAUCUGGGUGCUCUGUUUAGCUGUUUCACGUCUUCUCUUCAUGAUCAUAAGUGGGAGUUUUUACUUGGAAAAGCUUCACAAGCUGGGAUUGAACAUUGGUUUUUGCUUGCAUUACUAAAAAAGCCUCAUGCAUAGACAUUUCCUUUAGUGUCAUACACAUCCUAAGCACUGGAUAGAAAUUGUGUUUUUAGUAUUGACUAAUGUGAAGUUGUUGGUUGGUUUUCAACAUGAUACAGUACAUUAGAACAGUCAAAAGUCAUGUUUGGAUUGUAGAGGAAGCCUCCUAAACAACAGGUAAAUUGCCAUUUCUUUAGAAGCAUUUCGUUUAUUUAAGCAAAUUUUGUUGCCGCAGCUCUAGUGCCGCCUCAAAGGGUCACAUCACCUCUGAUCUCCCUACAAAGGUAACCUCAUGCUCUUGUCAAAUGUGACCCGUAGAACACACAUUUUCUGGUCACACACAUUUUUGUGAUGAGUAUUGUAUUUGAAUUUCAAUUGUGCGUUUUAACAUUUCAUUGUAUUUAUUAGCCAGCUUUGGCUCUAAAACGUGUCAGUACAACUUGGUGAGAAAGACAAUCAAAAAAAUAAAUAAAUAAAAAAGACUUGAGAUUUUACUUACAAAUAUGUCACUUCAUCAUUGCUUUCCUUGGCUUUUGUGGAAAAAUGUUGUUCCAGUGAAAACACUGCACAAGUUACAGGUAGUGCUGUGUGGUUUUUAUUUCCAUUACUCUAAAUCGUGCACUCACUUUCCAGGGAUCAAAUAAUUUCCCACACAAGGCUUUUUAUUUCCAAAGCUGAGCUAUUCCACUUGGUCUUUAUAUUUUGGUGGCCCAUUACAGUAAAGGCAGCCUAUUGUUCCAUUGUGUGUGUGUGUGUAACACCACACAUUCUGACUGUGCUGUGGUGUAUACGCCAUGGCGCCGUUGCUGACUACAGCCAAUUCCAGCACUUCACAGAGAGAAACAGAGAGCUAAACCAUAUGCAGCCACAUCGUAAAUCUAAUGGUAAUUCCCAAAUCAACUGUCGUGUCGCCCUGCGAGGUGUGCUCGCAAGUUUGUCACUCACUCUGGUGCCUACACUUGUGUGUGUGCUGUGCUAUAGCUUUUAGUUGGAAGGGGUGUUUGAGGUCAUACUUGUGUUGUUGCCAUGCUAAUCUAAGUCAUAAUUUACAUUUCCUUUUGCUUUCUGCUGGAUGAACAUUUAGCUGUUUGCAAGUUGACGGAUUGUUUCUGUGUGCACAGUUAUGUAAGUGAAUGCAAAGCUUUCAGCACCUUCUCAGAUGUUAAUACAGUUCAUUACAGUGCAGCGUUAAGCCCUUUUCAUACACUAGCACCCUGACAUGAUGUAGACAUUACCCAGAGCAGCUGUAUAUAAGAAAGCACAUGUCAGAGUCAGUUGGCACAGACUUUAAGCGGACAUUACCCUGCCAGCUCUCUGGUACAAAGGCCACGUAAUGUCCAAGUGAGACGGAGUGAGCUGAUCUGAGAACACAGCAGUGUAUAGGGUGCCACACUGGUGAGUCCUAAAACCCGUUAACAUUUUUGCACUUCCACUUCCCUCGCUCCUAAGAAAUUGCGUUUUUUGCAUGGGCACUGGGUUCGAUGCCUGGAAUAAGGUUUGUGGUUAACACAAGCCCAGUAGAUUUUCACACUUGGUUCUGCGAAAUAAAUUACAUCAACAAAUACCCCACUUAAAAAAAAAAAAAAUGCUUUUACGCGCCUUAAAAAAGGUGGCUGGUAACAAGUGGCUAAAUGAGACCACAAAUCAAUAGCUGGGAUAUUAAAUGUAAAAACAUGGAGACUCAUCAACUCACUAGUCCGUCGUUGUCCAGCCUUAUUAUUUCUAUUUACAGACAAUAAGUAAUACAUGGAAAUCUGUUUAAAAAAAUACUGUCAGGGGGCCAUGGACCACUGGUUGAAAACCCCUGAUCUAUGAUAAUAUCGUAAUUAUAAUGUAAUGUGUGAGCUGACAUUAUGUCAUUCACUUCACAAAAGUAAAAUAAAAUCAAAAACACACAUUCAUCGAGUUAUGUAGCCUAAUAGGUUAGACUAAUGCACCAGUGCGCUGAGUGCACACAGUGUGCACAUGGUCCACAAGUUAAACUAGCACAGCUGGCUAAAAAUGCAUUAGCAAAGACAAAAAUGAGCGCCAGGAGACAAAUUGCAGACACAACCAGCUCCGCGCUCUAUGCCGUCAGAUUUAAUUGCUACACAUGGAUCGUCCUCACUGGCAAGGAGGUAUUUUGGCUUUGAAAAGACAGAUGUUGCUCAGUAGAUGACAAUCUGCAAACUAAAUUGGCUGCUGUUAAAGACAACUGGAAAGUUUGUUGCACCAUCUGAGAACUAACCACUGCACAGAACAUGAAAAACUCGGGCUGUUGGCAACAGGGCUAAACCAGCCGAGGUACCAGCACAGAAAAAAGCACUGCUAACACUGUGCAAAGCGUUUUCAAUGUUUGUGUAAGGCAUUGUUGUACUUGAAUGCUUCAGAUUUAAGUCAAUAAAUAAGAUCUGUUUUCCUUAAUUGUGCUUCCAAUAAUACAGCAGGUAUCAUUAGAAAGCAACAAUUAUACGUUAACGAGAGUGAGCUAGUAUCGUCUGCUUAUCGUCAUCAACGAAAUCCCAGAAAAUAAUUGAGAUAUCAUUUCUUUGUAAAUAUCACACCCCUAAAAGCAGCUACAGCAUUUUUUGGUUUAUGUGCAUCCAGCACGUGAGCUACGUAUGGCCUGCUGUCUGAAAAUAAGUAAGAAAAAAACUAAACUAAAAGACUGUCGUUUUUUGUGGUAAUUGAAGUGGUACCCCCUUGAAUUGUCCCAGUGAGGGAAGUCCCCAGAUCCGUGAACCUUCAGACACAUCUUCCAACAUAAAACUCCACCUGCAUCGGUCUCUACAUCCAAGUAAAGUAACAAAAAGCAAAACACAUUUUGGAAUGGAGGGGAAAUUUAAAGAAAAUCCAAAUUUGUACUUAUCAUGACUGAACUCUAUUUGUUCUGCUGAGUCAUUAACAACAACAAAUGUUUACAAAAAAGAUUAACUGGGAAUCUUUAUGGGAACACAUCUGAUUAUUACCAAGACCAAGAAAAAAAGAAAGAUGGUGAGAAGAAAGCGUUAAAGCCAGAUGUUUGGCAGUAAACCUUGACAUCUUCUCCUCAAGUGACUGAGCUCAGGCUUUGAAUUUACCUCUCUUUUCUCAUGGGUUUGAUUUGUGGUAAUGAUGAGGUAUCAGGACAUGUUUCUUCAUGAAAGCCUGGUCUUGGAUGGGCCCUCUAGACAAAUUCACUUUUUGAUUUUUCAGAACCAUUUAAAGAGCAGAGAGAACAAAAUCCUUUCUGUGUUUUCCUGCUCACUGAUCAGGCCUUUAGAUCAAGAGAAUUAUAAAUUGUUAUUACAAAGGCGGAGCCCCCUUCAGACGUGUUGGAGAGGCUCUUUCAGUGAGGCAUCAAAGCCACCCGGGUUGUGAUCAUGGAGGCUUCACUACUCAUUAAAACACAAAACGGUCCCAGUUCUGCAGCACGUUACCGUCCUCUUUGAGCUAAGAGCUUAUGAUGCCUAGUCAUUCAAAUGUUUUUGAUUCAAAAGGAGAAUAAUUGGCCCUUGCGCUUCCGCUGAGCUGCUCCUGUUUGAUGAGCACUGUGAACAAUCUUUCAGGUAUAAGUCAUUUAGAAGUUUAACUGCCAUCUAACUGUGAUUUAAGCAGCAUUUCAACAUGAAGAAGAUUUUGUAGUUGGUUUGGAAUCAAAAGUAAGGGCCAACUGAGGUCAGGCACACUGUGCACGUUGUUUUACAGUGGUGGAAGAAGUACUCAGAUCCCUCAAGUAAAAGUAGCAAUACACAGUUAGAAGCCCUGCUUUUAAAAUGUUACUUAAGUAAAAGUACAAAAGUAUUAGCAUUAAAACAUGCUUCAAGUACUAACAGUACUCAUUAUGCAGAAUGGCAUAUUUAACGAUAUACAGUGGAACCUCGAUUUUCAUGAUUAAUCCGUUCGAAAAAGUCCCACGAAA